CAAGCAAAGGGUCAACUUGCCACAAUGUUGAAAGGGCUGAUAUAUUUUGUUGCUCUGCUACACAGCUCUGUUAACAUCCACGAUGGCCCCAUUAGGAUAUACUUUUCAGGGGGAACAAAAGGAAUUGUUCUUAAUGGAUCAGAUAUUCCUGCCUGGGGCACCAUUUUAUGGGAAUGGACUCCUCACCUUCAACAAUUGACCACAAAGACAUUGGUCAGAAUGCAGGUCAAAGGCCUAGAAUGGGAAACUGAGCAGGAUUAUCGAGUUAUGCAAAAUAGUAAACCCAAAUUCCACCUGAGAAAUAACUCUCUUGAUCUUACUAUUGAAAAUGUGCUUGAAGCAGCUGGAUUAUUUACCUGUCGACAGAUGGAACCUGAGGAGAGAAUACUGAAACAGUAUGAAAUAUUUGCAAUCAAAGUUGACCGAGAUCCUCACUAUCCAUUUCUUGGCAGUGAUGUCUCACUCAGCUGUACCAUUUCCAGACUUGCUGAUACAGUCACUCUUCAAUUGAAAUCCAGAGCCCCUUCUCAGCAGAACAGGAUGAACAACACCAAUCAGAUCCAACUGAAUAACACCGUCUAUCUUAUAUUAAAAGAUAGUCAAGUAGAUGAUGCUGAACAAUAUGCAUGUGAAAUACAAGAUAAUGGAAGAAUUGUUCUUUCUGUUCCAAUUGAAUUGACCUUCAGCACCUCUGAUUUUGGUAGGCAGUAUACAAGUUAUUGGCCAAUCUUUGAAAAUAAUUCACUGAACCUAAACUGCAGAUGUAAGUUGAAGUACAAUGUGUCCAUGUGGAUUUUGGAAAUAUACAAUCAGAUAAGAAUCAAAAUCAUCUCUACUGAUAAUAAGGACAAGGGGAAUGCAAGCACCUCAAAGAUUCAGAAUCGAGUCAUCCUGAGACAUUUUGAUGGGAUGAGCUUUCCUCUACAGAUUUUUCCCUUACAGUUUGAAGAUGCGGGAACUUACACAUGUACCAUGGACACAAUGGAAGCAGUGAAAAUUAAACUGAUCACCAGCCAAGUGAAAGCUGUUCCCUCUUGCCCUCUGACUGUUGGAGACAAUGUUGAACUUAAGUGCUCUGUUUCUCAUGUCUGUAAUGCAACAAGGCUUGCUUGGAUGGAUAAUGACAGGAAAGUUCUUGUUAAAGAAAAACAUUUCAAUCUCUCGGGUGAAGCAAACAGCAGCCUGUCACUGCUUAUUCCAAAGAUUGGACAACAUAACAGAAGCUGGACCUGCCUUGUAUUUAAUGGGACCAUGCUAAAAUUUCAUAUCACCCACAAACUUGCAGUUAAUGAAAAAUAUCACUUUGCUUUUUUGAAUUAUAUUCUCAUUCUUGCCACCCUUGUGCUGCUUCCGUGCUUCAUUGUUGCUGUGAUUAGGUGCCUCAGGAUGAUCAAUGAACCAGCCAAUGAAUGUCAAAGUGAACAUGACUUUGGUCAUGCAAUUUCAAACUCUGAGUCAAUUGCAGAAGAAAUUCAUUAUGCUUCUGUCAUUUUUCAAAAGAUGAGACCAGGUCAUACCCUCAAUGAACAAUCUGAUGUCCAGCCUUCAGAAGAGGUUCGAGGAGCAUCAGAUGGAAAUGAGCCAUCCGUAAUCUAUAGCACCAUAGUUAAGUAGAACAUUCUAGUUCAUGUCUGCUUAACUGAAAGAGGACAAGAUGGAGGAGACAACCUUUUUUUGUCAAAAUGUAGCUGAUUAUCACAUAAGUUAUAUAUGUUUGGAUAUUAUCUUUUGAUUUCAGAGUGAUAGAAAAGAAGCACAGCUUUAUGAAAGGUACAGCAAUGUUGUCAUUUUUAAAUAAGUAUUUGGAGUGCUCUUUAAAUUUGUCACAGUGAUUGAGCUAAUGUGCUAUCAUGUUACACAGUAAAGUUCUCUGUGGUACAAAAUAAUAUAUAUAUACUUUCAACAUAACGCAUAAUGAAGAAAACAGCAGAGGGAAGGCAAAAUCUAGAAAAAUCUUUUAACUAAACUUGCUAGAUUUACUUAGGGUAAUGCUGUCGCAGUAGUCUGAAUCUCAGCACUUUGUCCGAACAUACUGACAAAAGCAUAUUCUGCACAUAUCUGGCAAAGGUCAUUGCUCACAUAUCUUAUGGACAGUCAGUUGAAUACAACAACAUUGACCAUAAAUGGAAUGCCUUGAAGUAUUGCUCUCCUCAUUUCCUGUCCACAAAUAAAACAUAUAAGCCUGUGGAAACCAUUCAUGUUGUACUUCACUUUCCCAUGCCAUAGUAACCUGAUCAACCCACUUUUCAUCCUGGUGCCCAAUAUGGGGCAAGGAUCAUCUGCAAAACCUACCAGCAGACAUGCAUUAGAUUGAGGAAUGGCAAACAAUAUCAAGCUCCUUGUGACAUACCCCAUCUGUCAAGCGUCUGGCUUUGAUCUACCAUUGCGAAAUUCGUCUGUGUUAAACAGAUUUAGGACAGGCCACAGCCCCUGUGUAGCCAAUCCCCAUGAGUGAACCUCAAUACUCAUCCCUUACGUGCUUGUUGAGAAAUUGAAACCGCACUGCUCAUUCCAGAGGAGCAUCUCCUCUACAGAAUUAGUGGUGGAUGAAUAAUCUUAACCGAAGAAAAUGAGGAGGCUGUCAACUUAACUUUGGAAAUGUGUAUUCAGCAAAUAAAUGAAUGACCCCUUCAAAGGCUAGGGUCUGUAAUUCACCACCUGCAAGUGUGGUGGUGGCAAGUUCAUUUAAGGCUCUCAUAUGAAGGGUUUUACUUAAGUAGAAGCAAUGUGCAGGGUUACAGGGAAAAGACAAGAGGUUGACACUAAUUCAAAAAAUUUAGAGUUGAUUAGAUUCCCUACAGUGUGGAAACAGGCCCUUCGGCCCAACAAGUCCACAUCGCCCCUUGAAGCAUCCCACCCAGACCCAUCCCCCUAUAACCCACACACCCCGAACACUGUGGGCAAUUUAGCAUGGCCAAUCCACCUAACCUGCACAUCUUUGGACUGUGGGAGGAAACCGGAGCACCCGGAGGAAACCCACGCAGACAAGGGGGGAAUGUGCAAACUCCACACAGGCAGUCGCCCAAGGCAUGAAUCGAACUCGGGUCCCUGGCGCUGUGAGGCUGCAGUGCUAACCACUGAGCCACCGUGCCACCCCGUUGCUGGAGACAAGAUGGACAGAAAGUCUCCUUCAUUUUGACAAUAUUAUGAUUCUGAUAGAUCAAAUAAACAGAAGCUGUUUCAAGCAGCAGAAGGGCCAUUCAUGUGCGGAUGCAGAUUUAAAGUGAGCGACUAAAAAAUAGAGAUGUCAGAGUACAGCAAGGUUGAUUUAGUUUACAAUGCACUGCCUGUAAGAUUGGUGGAAACAUACUGAGUCGCAACUUUCAGAAGAAAAUUAGUUGAAUACUUGAUACAGAAAUAUUUGUAGAAAUGUCCAUGCUCAGUACCAUGUGUCACCACUUGCUGCUAUUUACUAGACAGUCAAUGAGGUCAAGUCUUCUGGAGCCCUUACCUCUACAGCUUCCCAUGGCAUUGUGCUCCAACCCAUAGUGAUCUACUCCCAUCAUCUUCCCAAAAUCUACCAGCUGGACUGCUCUUAAAGACGUAUCUUUUCAACAUAUUCCUGCCCCCUCUGAACUUAUUUCUUAUCUUGAUUCAAUUUUCUCUUGGGAUUUCACAGUUUUCUGUAUCCACGUCCAAUUUUGUCGUCAUGGGCAUCCAAUCUCCUGACAUACUCAUCUCACAUCAGAAUGAUCUUUGGAUUUAGAUUCUUCCUCUAAGGGUUGUCCAUUCAUUACAAUUCUCUUUCACCUGAUUGAGAUUGUUCUUACUUGAAGCCACUCCUUCUUUAAUUCGCCCCAUUGUCUCCAAGUCAAAGGUGAUGUUAAGAAUACUCCCAUGGGUCCCAGCUAUAUCUGUUCCUUUGUGGGGUAUGUGAAACAUUCCUUCUUCUGGUCCUACCCAGGUUACCAACCACAACUCUUCCUUGGUACAUCAAUGACAUCAUCAAUUCUACUCCCUGCUCCCAUCAGGAAUUGGAAAAUUGCUGUCAGCAAUAAAACUGCUGUCAAUUUUCACUCUUUGCUCAUCUCCACCUGGUCAAUCUUUGACUCACCCCUUUCUUGACUACAUUAUUCCUUUUCUUGGCAUAGGAUGAUCACCAAUAUGCCCACAAGGCCGUUGACACCCUUGUGGUAUGUCACAAGGUUACCUUGACUACACCUCCUCUUUCCUGUUAGGGUCCCAUUCCAUUCUCCCAGUUUCUCCGCCUCCAUCAAAUCUCCUACCAUGGUGCCAUCUUCUUCUGGGAUUCCUCCAUCAUGACCUCCUUUUUCCACAACCAAGGUAUCCCCUUCUCAACCAUAGUUGAAAGGAUCCUCUGAAAUGUCCAGCCUAUUGCUUCCACUUCCUCCCUUACAACCUCCUCUUCCUUCCAGGAUAUUAUAGGGCUUGGUUUGUCGUCUCAAUCCACCUCACCAAUCCCCACAUUUGAAGUAACAUCCUUGACCAUUUUCACCACCUCUAGUGGGAAACCACCGCCUGUCCUCCUUUGUCAGUAUUCCCUCCAGAAUGCCCUAGCCUUUUUCUGUGUCACUCCUACCAUUUCCUUCCUUCACUGUUGCACCCUCGCAUGCAAUUUUAUAAGGUGUAACGCUCAUCUAUUUAGCUCUGCCCUCUUCACCGAUCGGGACCCAAACACACCUUCAAAAUGAUGCAGUGCUAUAUUUGAAAUUUCAAUCUAGUCCAUUUUAUUUACUGUUAUGAAUUUAUGGGCCUUUUUCUGGUUACUGUUAAAAUACUUAGAAAGAGGUUCUUUGAGGAGAAGCUCAAUGCAAUGUAUUACCUGGUUAAUAGAAAUUUACAUUUAAUAUUAAGGAAUUCCUUCUCAAUUUUUAACAAGCAUUUGACUGAGAGCUUAUUUUUAAUAGAGGACGAUGAGCAAGUAGCAGUUUGCAUUUAAAUAAUACCUUUGACAUUUAAAAGAUGUCAAGAUACUCCACAGCAAUGGUAUAAAAAGAAACCUGAUGACCAGAUGCUAAAGUUGUGCUUAGAAGGAUUGACUAAAAGCUUAGUCAAAGAGGUAGGUUUUAGGAAUUAUCUUAAAAGCGGAUAGAUGUAAAGAGUCAGAAAUAAUGAGAACUGCAGAUGCUGGAGAA
Stegostoma tigrinum is the source of this 5096-nucleotide messenger RNA. RefSeq lists its product as uncharacterized. Gene Ontology annotation, biological process: positive regulation of ERK1 and ERK2 cascade; T cell activation; interleukin-15-mediated signaling pathway. Gene Ontology annotation, molecular function: MHC class II protein binding; protein tyrosine kinase binding. The transcript has 9 exons. The record is from RefSeq and is a predicted model, not a curated record. Lineage: Eukaryota; Metazoa; Chordata; Chondrichthyes; Orectolobiformes; Stegostomatidae. The coding region runs from base 25 to 1614 and encodes 529 amino acids. Gene Ontology annotation, cellular component: membrane raft; external side of plasma membrane.